UAAAAUAAACAAACGAAUCAGCCUGGAUCAAAGAGCUUGCAAUGGCGGCCAGAUACUCCUCCAUCUCCGCCCUCGUCGUGCUUUCUCUAUCCCUCUUCCUUGCAACUGCCGUCUUUGCCUUCCAGUCCGACGAGCUUCUAGUCGACGACGAGGAAUUUGGCCUCGAAGGCGGCCGAUCUUCAGAUUCAGUUGCCGAUAGCCGACCGGUUUCCACUCCGUCUGCUCGCAAGCGCUCCUCGGAUUCGAGCUCCGAUCCGGACUCCAAAAUACAGUUUUUGUUAGAACAUGCGUUCGGAGACUCUGAUUUCUCGCCUGCCGGCACAUUCUCUGCUCGAGUCAAGACUUCGUCGCAUGGCGGCCAGACUCUUACAAAGCUUCGGUUCUCAAGGAAUCCCUUUGACGAGGCAGAGAAGGAAAAUUUUAGGAGUCUUCUCAAGGAAGACGACUUUUAUAGAGUAAGGCUGCCCUCUAAUGUGUUAGGCCUGCCUGGUAAAGGGUAUGCUGUGUCUUCUGUAAAGGCGAGAUGUCUUCUACGGGAUGCACUAGAUGAGUAUUUUGUCAUACACAUGGAAGGUGUAAACAUAUUGGCUGUGAAUUAUGGUUCCCCGGGAUCAUGCCAGUAUCCACGCCAAUUAAAGCUUCCUUCAAAAUGGUCUUUUAAGUCGCAUACAGUCUUGAAGAACAGCGAACAAGCUCCUAGAACUCCAGUUUUUACAGCAGAAGCUGACGAAAGUGUCGAGGGAGAGGAACUGAAGCCACCAGAGAAGUCGUUCUGGGCUAAAUAUUGGAUGUAUUUGGUCCCUCUUGGAUUCAUUCUCAUCAACGCCAUGACUCAGGCCAUGAACAUGGCCGAGGAACCGGGUAAUGGCCAGGCAGGUGCACAAACACCACAAGUGGCGGCAGGACGUGGCCAGGCUGCUCCUGUGCGAAGAAGAUGAACAUUUCCUACAAUGUUCAAGAAGCCGCUCAUCAUUUGAUUUUUGGCAGCAUGAAGUAGAGAACAUCUCCCGAUCCUCGUAUUCCCUCCCUCAUUGGUCGGCAAAAUCACUUUUGAAGUGAGCUAUCUAUUAAGUUUUUCUGUAAGUCGAACAUCGUCGAUAGAGUCGCAUCAUCUUUCAGGUAGAACUAUGUUCAAUUAUUUAGCUCUAACUGUCUGUCUGUGGGGAUGUUUUUGAAGUUUUGAACUUCACCACAUAUGUCUGUAUAUCAUUGAAGCUUGAAUCAAUUCCAAUGUUCAUUUUUGGACUA
Messenger RNA from Andrographis paniculata, 1248 nucleotides. RefSeq lists its product as uncharacterized. The coding region runs from base 42 to 938 and encodes 298 amino acids. The transcript has 9 exons. Lineage: Eukaryota; Viridiplantae; Streptophyta; Magnoliopsida; Lamiales; Acanthaceae. The record is from RefSeq and is a predicted model, not a curated record.